Messenger RNA from Orbilia oligospora ATCC 24927, 1659 nucleotides. RefSeq lists its product as uncharacterized. Gene Ontology annotation, molecular function: calmodulin binding; calmodulin-dependent protein phosphatase activity. The transcript is spliced from 7 exons. The coding region runs from base 1 to 1659 and encodes 552 amino acids. Lineage: Eukaryota; Fungi; Ascomycota; Orbiliomycetes; Orbiliales; Orbiliaceae. Gene Ontology annotation, cellular component: cytoplasm; calcineurin complex. The record is from RefSeq and is a predicted model, not a curated record. Gene Ontology annotation, biological process: fungal-type cell wall organization; calcineurin-mediated signaling.
AUGGCGGACGCAGCAGCUUUGGCGAAAGAGAACACCGCGAAAAUCGAGGCGGCCAUCAAAGCGGUUCAGGAGAAGAAACCCGUUCCUGAGAUCGAUUUUACCCUGCAUACUAUGGAAGAUGGGACCACGGUCAGCACACAAGAGAGAGUCAUCAAAGAUGUCCAAGCCCCUGCUACCCAAAAACCGACGGAUGAGCAGUUCUACGACCCGACAGAUGCCACCAAACCUAAUCUCACAUUCCUGAAGCAGCACUUCUACCGGGAAGGCCGUUUGACGGAAGAGCAGGCCCUCUUCAUCAUCCAAAGGGGAACCGAAAUUCUUCGGAAGGAGCCGAAUCUGUUGGAGAUGGAUGCCCCUAUCACAGUAUGCGGUGAUGUCCAUGGCCAAUACUACGAUUUGAUGAAACUCUUCGAAGUUGGUGGCAAUCCUGAAGAAACCAGAUAUUUAUUCUUGGGAGAUUAUGUCGACAGAGGCUACUUCAGUAUUGAGUGUGUCCUAUAUCUCUGGGCUCUCAAAAUUCAUUACCCAGAUACCCUUUGGCUACUUCGCGGAAACCAUGAGUGCAGGCAUCUCACAGACUAUUUUACUUUCAAACUUGAGUGCAAACACAAGUAUACCGAGAGAGUUUACGAUGCAUGCACAGAAUCGUUCUGUUCCUUGCCGUUGGCUGCCGUUAUGAACAAGCAGUUCCUUUGCAUCCACGGUGGUCUUAGUCCGGAAUUACAUACCCUCGACGACAUCCGAGCUAUCGACCGAUUCCGUGAGCCACCCACUCAGGGCCUCAUGUGCGACAUCUUGUGGUCCGAUCCAUUGGAAGAGUUCGGCCAAGAGAAGACGAACGACUUUUUCACACACAACCAUGUCCGCGGGUGCUCUUACUUCUUCUCGUAUCCUGCUGCCUGCAAUUUCCUCGAAAAGAACAACCUUCUCUCGGUUAUCCGAGCCCACGAAGCGCAAGAUGCUGGAUACCGUAUGUAUCGGAAAACAAAAACGACCGGCUUCCCCAGCGUUAUGACUAUCUUCUCUGCACCAAAUUAUCUAGAUGUCUACAACAACAAGGCUGCCGUACUGAAAUACGAAAAUAAUGUUAUGAAUAUCAGGCAAUUUAAUUGUACACCCCAUCCGUACUGGCUACCUAACUUCAUGGAUGUCUUUACCUGGUCACUCCCCUUCGUCGGCGAGAAGAUCACCGACAUGCUUAUCGCUAUUCUCAACACCUGCUCUAAGGACGAACUCGAAACCGAAACACCGCUCUCUGCUGAACCUUCCUCGCCUCCAAUUAGCGAAUCGGGUGGGGAUCCAGAAAAUCUCGAAGCCAAACGCCGCGCCAUCAAGAACAAAAUUUUGGCCAUUGGUCGUCUUUCGCGUGUUUUCCAGGUCCUCCGUGAGGAAUCAGAAAGUAUCACAGAGCUUAAAACCGCCGCCGGUGGCAAGCUACCGGCUGGUACAUUAAUGUUGGGUGCUGAAGGUAUCAAGAAUGCGAUUCACGGAUUUGAGGAUGCCAGAAAGGUCGACUUGCAAAAUGAAAGGUUGCCACCUACUGCCGAGGAAGUUAACACCAAGGAGGAGGAAUCGAGAAAGGAAGCGAUCCAGAAAGCAGUCCAGAGCGCCGAUAAGGACCCGCAACUAAACAAGAUCGCCAGAAGGAUCAGCAUGUAA